AUGCCAUAUCAAGUCGGUAAUUCCUCGAACGAUCCACGUGGUGCCUUGUCUGAUAGGCCAUCAUUCACUGAGGCCCUCCUUUAUCGAGAAGAUUCCUUGAUGUCUAUUCGCACCGAGUGCACAGAUGACAGUGUUGAUGUUCGUGAGGACAUGGAGGAUGGUGAUUCACUUCUCUCGCCCAUGGAUCAAGAUGCGUCGGCUUUCUAUCAGGGUUCAACAGAAAGUGAUGAAGGUGACAACGAUAGCGAUAGUGGUGCUUGGUUCUUCGUCCACAAGUAUGGCAUACGGUCAACAAGAAAUGGUAAUCCUAGGAUCCAAUGCUUGGUGAGCAACUGUCACAGGCAUAUAGCUAGCAAGUACUCGUCUACCUCUCGAUUCACCAGGCACCUUGCUAGCCAUGGCAUCAAGAAAGACGUUGGUCCUCAUAUCAAGAGUGGUGAGAAACGCAAUGGCCCCUUGGACAUGUUCGUUCAAGGAAAACGUGCUCGUACAUUCCAAGUCGAAGAGUUCCAGCGUCUGUUUGUCAAGUUUUUGGUGUCAAGCAAGUUGCCAUUUACGACUUGUGAGAAUGCUGCAUUGCAGGAGCUCCUUGAGAUGGCACGCAUUGCGCCUACUGCAUCGGCCGUACAACUCCCUUCGACGAGUACCUGUACGAGAAAGACUGAGGCUGAAUAUGAAAUGGCUCGUGAUCGAUUGAAGGAGAUGUUCAAGAAGGUGUCAGUUGUGUCAUGUACUCUGGAUGGUUGGACAAGCCCGUUCAAUCAACCAUUCCUUGCGGUGACUGCACACUGGAUUGACAAGGAGACAUGGACUCUGAAGGAGGUGAUCAUUGGCUUUGAGCCUGUCAAUGGCCCUCACACCGGUGAAAAUCUUGCUGCUGUUUUCAUUGAAGUCCUUGAAGAGCUUGACCUUGGCAAGAAGUUGUUCACCAUCACCACCGAUAAUGCCUCGAACAUGACAACCAUGGCCAAGCACGUAAUGGAGCCUUUUCGCUUGCGCCACCACAUCCCGUGCGUUGGCCACGUCUUCAACCUUGCCGUCCAAGAAAUCCUGAAGAAUGGUCUGAAAGCACAGGCACCAAACAGCGUGAUCGACCAUGACUCGUCCGAUGAGCCUGCCUCACCACUCGCAAAGCUUCGAAAAGGCAUCCUUAAGAUUCGUUCCUCCCCACAGAGGUACGCCACAUUUGAGCGCAAGCGUGCUGCCAUGGAGUGUCCACCGCUGGGCCUUACUCUUGAUGUUCGCACACGGUGGAAUUCAACAUACGACAUGUUGAAUCGUGCUGUGAAACUGAAAGAUGCGUAUAUGGCGAUGACAGUGCCUGGAUCAGAGCUUGAGGCGUUUGCGCUGUCACCAUCAGAGUGGGAACGUAUACAAGGCAUCAUUGAGGUACUAUAUCCAUUCGAGGAGAACACGACAAGGUUGUCAGCAAGCAGGUCCCAUGCCUCAGUCAACAUGACGAUCCUGUGCUAUAAUCGAAUCAUGGAUGCACUUGAGAAGAUCGAGACCAAGUCCAAGGAUCCUGAAAUCAGGCGUGCCGUCAGCUGUGGUAUCAACAAGAUGGUGCAAUAUUACAGCCGUACUGAUAUGACAGAAGUCUACGCUGUUGCAACGGCUCUCGAUCCACGAAUGAAGUUCAAGUGGUGGAAACCUCAUGGUUGGGAGAAGAAGUGGCGUGAUAUCAGUGAGAAGAUGGUACGCGAUGCAUGGUGCAGGUUUUCCGGUGUGGUGUCUAUUGAUGACGAAGUCAAUGAGAGAGCGCAAGAACUCCAGAAGCUCUUUUUGACCGAGCUUGAAACAGAUGAGCUUUCGGAGUAUGUUGGCCAGCCUACAGUUGCCCCAAUGGUGAAUCCUCAAAAAGCCGACGAGCUUAUCUUCUGGGAGGUCAAUCAAGCGCACUGGCCAAACCUUGCUGCCAUGGCAGCUCAAUAUCUGGCAGUGCCUGCUACGUCGACUCCUUCUGAAAGAUGCUUCUCAGCAACACGUCUCCUCCUCCCCCAUGUUCGCAAUCGCCUUUCUCCCUCAACGAUCAAGCAGCUAAUGCUGCUUGGUUCGUGGUUCGACAUGAACCUCCAUACAUAG
Molecule: messenger RNA, 2082 nt
Organism: Lichtheimia ornata
Lineage: Eukaryota; Fungi; Mucoromycota; Mucoromycetes; Mucorales; Lichtheimiaceae
Exons: 5
Coding region: 1-2082 (693 amino acids)
Molecular function (GO): protein dimerization activity
Source: RefSeq, a predicted model, not a curated record